Molecule: messenger RNA, 1724 nt
Organism: Cavia porcellus (domestic guinea pig)
Lineage: Eukaryota; Metazoa; Chordata; Mammalia; Rodentia; Caviidae
Gene: Bdnf
Product: brain derived neurotrophic factor
Exons: 2
Coding region: 427-1218 (263 amino acids)
Biological process (GO): peripheral nervous system development; neuron projection morphogenesis; modulation of chemical synaptic transmission
Cellular component (GO): dendrite; synaptic vesicle; axon
Molecular function (GO): growth factor activity; nerve growth factor receptor binding
Source: RefSeq, a predicted model, not a curated record
GGGGAGGGGGGUCCCCUGCAAAUCCUCGCUUCGUCUGGGAACUUUCUGGGCGGCGAGCACGCAGCAUCGGGAAGCCCGCUCCGUAGCCGGGCACUGGGCAGGCCCUGGGAAACCGGCUCAUUCAUUAGAAUCACGUAAGAACUCACGGGAAACCGUGCCUCUCUCGCGCCGCGAGGACGUUUGCGUAAACCUAUAGGUUUUUCCACCUCGAUGCUUUGUCUUCUGUAGUCGCCAAGGUGGUUGAGAGUUUAAGCUUGCGGAUAUUGCCACGGUUUAUUAGAUUCAUAAGUCAUAGAAGUGGUGGGCGAUCACUGAGCAAAGCCGAAGUUCUCACAUGAUGACUUCAAGCGACACACAUUACCUUCCAGCAUCUGUCGGGGAGACGAGAUCUUAAGACACUUGCGUCUCCAGGACAGCCAAGACACCAUGUUCCACCAGGUGAGAAGAGUGAUGACCAUCCUUUUCCUUACUAUGGUUAUUUCGUACUUCGGUUGCAUGAAGGCUGCCCCCAUGAAAGAAGCCAGCGUCCGAGGCCCAGGCAGCUUGGCCUACCCCGGAGUGCGGACCCACGGGGCUCUGGAGAGCGCGACUGGGCCCAAGGUGGGCGCUCGGGGCCUGACCUCAUCCUCGUCCUCUUCGUCGUCAUCACUGGCUGACACCUUCGAGCACGUGAUUGAGGAGCUGCUGGUGGAGGACCAGAAAGCCAGGCCCCACGAGGAGAGCGCAAAGGACGCGGACUUGUACACGUCCCGGGUGAUGCUGAGCAGCCAAGUGCCUUUGGAGCCCCCCCUGCUCUUCCUGCUUGAGGAGUACAAAAAUUACCUGGACGCCGCCAACAUGUCCAUGCGGGUCCGGCGCCACUCCGACCCCGCACGCCGCGGGGAGCUGAGCGUGUGUGACAGCGUCAGCGAGUGGGUCACCGCCGCGGAUAAAAAGACGGCCGUGGACAUGUCCGGCGGGACAGUCACAGUCCUGGAGAAGGUCCCCGUGUCCAAAGGCCAGCUGAAGCAAUACUUCUACGAGACCAAGUGCAAUCCCAUGGGCUACACCAAGGAGGGCUGCAGAGGCAUAGACAAGAGGCACUGGAACUCCCAGUGCCGAACUACCCAGUCGUAUGUGCGGGCCCUGACCAUGGAUAGCAAAAAGAGAAUCGGCUGGCGGUUCAUAAGGAUAGACACUUCCUGUGUAUGUACACUGACCAUUAAGAGGGGCAGAUAGUGGCUUUAUGUUGUAUAGAUUCUAUGGAGACAAAAAUUAUCUAUUUGUAUAUAUACAUAACAGGGUAAAUUAUUCAGUUAAGAAAAAAAUAAUUUUAUGAACUGCAUGUAUAAAUGGAGUUUAUACAGUACAGUGGUUCUACAACCUAUUUAUUGGACAUAUCCAUGACCAGAAAGAAAAACAGUCAUUUGCGCACAACCUUAAACAAAAAGUCUGCAUUACAUUCCUCGAUCAUGUUGUGGUUUGUUGCCGUUGCCAAGAAUCGAAAACAUAAAAAGUUUUAAAAAAUUACUAAUAAAUUGCAUGCUGCUUUAAUUGUGAAUUGAUAAUAAACUGUCCUCUUUCAGAAAACAGACAAAAAAAAAAAAGACAAACACAAAAAUUUGAACCAAAACAUUCCGUUUACAUUUUAGACAGUAAGUAUCUUCGUUCUCUUAUUAGUACUCUCGUCUGUUAAACUGCUUUUCACUUCUGAUAGCGUUGGAAUUAAAACUAUGUCAAGGUGC